Molecule: messenger RNA, 1056 nt
Organism: Lathyrus oleraceus (garden pea)
Lineage: Eukaryota; Viridiplantae; Streptophyta; Magnoliopsida; Fabales; Fabaceae
Product: protein THYLAKOID ASSEMBLY 8-like, chloroplastic
Exons: 3
Coding region: 111-893 (260 amino acids)
Biological process (GO): chloroplast organization; Group II intron splicing
Molecular function (GO): RNA binding; protein binding
Source: RefSeq, a predicted model, not a curated record
UAGUACUAAUACUUAUAGAGAGGAAGAUAAAACUGAACCACGGUUCAAAAUUUCCCCUAAUCACCAUUUUCAUCGCUCUCCAACUUCUCCUUCUUCAACCCGCUUCCAAGAUGAUACUCAGAGCAAGCGGAUCGAUAUUCCGGACAAAAGUGCCUUUCCCAACCCCAAUUUCAAGCCGCAACAACAACAGAAUCGAUUAUUAUAAUAAUUUCCUUAACAACCGAAGAAGAAGCAAAUCAACAACAGUCGUGUGCGGUCUCCGUUCAUACAAAAACAGAAAGCCAGCGUCAAUGGUAAUUUCAAAAGAAAGCGUUCACGUAAUUCACGCUCUCAAACUCGCCAAGAAAUCCGACGAUAAAAUCAACCAAGUUCUCAAGUCGAAACUUCUCAGACUCUUGAAAGCAGACGUGUUGGACGUUUUAGCUGAAUUGCAGAGACAAAACCAACUCCAUUUAUCUCUUAAGGUUUUCGAGAUUAUUAUUGGUGAUGAGGAAGCUGGAUAUGAUACAUUGCUGUUGUAUUCUGACAUGAUACUGUUAUUGGGAAAGAAUAAGAUGGUUGAGACGGCGGAAGAGAUGUUCGAUCGGGCAGUGGAGAAGGGGUUGAAGCCAGAUACGAGGUUGCUUAAUGAGAUGAUUGGGGUUUAUUUGCAAGUUGGUAAUACAGAGAAGGCGAUGGAGGUUUACGAAUACAUGAAGGGUUUGGGUUCGGAGUGUUUGCCAGAUGAAUUGACGUUUUCGAUAUUGAUUAGGAGUCUAAUGAAGAAUGGAGAAACUGAGCUUGUUGAAAGUUUGAAAAAAGAGAGUUUUGAUUAUGUUAAUGCACCUGAUAAAUUUGUUCAGAAAAUCCAGCAGAAUCAUGCAAAAAAGAGACAUGUCAAUCUGGUUGUGUAAUGGGAUUCUACUGUACUGGUUUCAUUGAAGAGAUGCUAUUGUAAUGCUUUAUAGCCAAAGCUAUAUAGUUGUGUUAUUGCAAUGUUGAUGAGAUCAUUUGUAUUUUUUAUUUGAACAAUUAUAACAAUGGGAAAGGGCUAUUGUAGCUCAGUUAUUCUGUUUA